CACAAGAUGCGGCGCUCGCUCUUCUUCUGCAGGCGGUCAUUCUGGGAAGCCCCCAUAAUCACAAGCAGAUGCGGACGCCUGCUUCACACAUCGACCACGGAGGGCCCGUCAACAUUGAAGUCCACGAACAAACCGAUCUCACCAUCUCGUCAUACAUCCCCUCCCAAACGUAACCAGGGCACUUCCACAACCUCUGGAUUCUAUGAUUCAAAUUCAGCUUUCCAAUGGCAGCCAGGCAGUGAGCCAGGAAUCGACACUUCUACUGAUGGCGUCGUGUCGCAUGGCAAAACCUUUCCUCCCACANNGUCGCAAAUAACAGCAGUAGACUUCUGCGAGGAGCAAAUCGAGCAGACUGAGCUCGACAACAACUCUCUGGCCGACUUUCUCAACAAACCAAGACCAGAAUGGGCUACUUGUCGUUGGAUCAACGUUAAUGGACUAAGUUGGGAUGUAAUCAAGCUGCUCGGCAAUCACAAGAAACUUCACCCUCUGGCCAUUGAAGACCUGAUGCACACUGGAAACCGGACGAAAGCAGACUGGUACCCAGAGCAUGCUUUCAUUAUCAUGACUCUCCAACGACUAACCAAACUCUCCUCGCAAAAUGGUCGCAGCGAUGCCGAUAUUCAAAAAGCUUUGUCAAGCUCGGAAUCUCGCCAUUCUACGCGCGGCCGUAGUGGUAUCACCUGGGAGACCGAAAAAACCUUCCAACCACCGGACAACCAGACCCAUCUGCGCAGCCUGCAAUCUUAUAGAGGAGAUCGGUCGCCCGAAAGAGUGGCGUAUAUGGAAAAGAACUCCGUUCUGACACGCAAAAGCCUGGGUGUGUCUAUCGAGCAAGUUAGUGUGUUCCUCUGUAGCGACAACACGGUCGUAUCAUUCUUUGAACACUCUGGCGAUGUGAUUGAAGAGCCCAUUCUUAAACGCUUGAACUCACCCGAGACAAUUCUGCGCCGAAGUGGCGAUGCUUCUCUUCUAGUACACUCCAUUAUUGAUGCUAUCACUGAUUUGGCCAUUCCAAUUGUCGCGACAUACGAGAAGGCUAUUGCCGAGCUCGAGAUGGACGUUCUAACCCAACCUGCGAUUGGACAUUCAAAAGCACUUUAUAUUCUGACAUCCGAGCUGUCGAUGCUAAGACAGCAGAUGCAACCGAUAGCCUCACUGAUCAACAGUCUGCGCGACCACCACAGCACAGCACAACUCCUCAACCGUGGUACUUCUUCAGCCAACCCUAUCUCUGAUCUCGCUCGACGUAGUUCUGGUCCUGCGAUGAUAAAGACACAGACCCAGUCCUCGGUCAACAUCUCUCCUGCCGCUCACACAUAUCUAGGCGACGUAGAAGAUCACUGUAUCAUGAUCAUAGCAUCUCUUGACCAGAUGCGGACACAAAGCGACAACAUGAUCAGUCUAAUCUUCAACACCAUGGGAGCAUAUCAGAAUGAGAGUAUGCAGCAACUGACCUUUGUCACCAUUUUGUUCUUGCCCUUGACUUUCUUGUCUGGAUACUUUGGAAUGAACUUUGAGGAGUUCCCACCCUUGAAGAACACACACAUGUUCUUCUGGUGGUUGGCUUUACCCAUUACCUUUGGCAUGGUGGUGAUCCUCUUACUGUUCCGUUCAGUCAGGAGGUGGAUGAAUCCGGGCUCUGGUUCUCACAGGCAUGCUAUGCGUGAACAACGCAAACGACUGUAG
Messenger RNA from Aureobasidium vineae, 1689 nucleotides. The record is from the annotation of a GenBank genome assembly. NCBI's taxonomy places the organism in Eukaryota, Fungi, Ascomycota, Dothideomycetes, Dothideales, Saccotheciaceae.